AUGGCUGCCUAUCCGGCUCAGUCUCUCACCCAGCAUGCAGCUCCCUACCUGGAACUGGCUGCCUUCGUGGUCCACUGUGGUCUCUGGUCCUGCUGCCUGCCGCUGCUCAGGGACCUGCAGCAUGGUCUCGUGGACUCAGCCAACCAUGAUAAGCUUAAUAGGAGCAGACCACCAGAGAAAGUUCUUAACUUCCAACCACUAUCACCUGCCAGUGUGGGACCCAGCUAUAAGUUCAACCUGGUUGCAGGAAGGACCACUGCACGUGAUCCGGAUACGGCGGUGACGUCAGACGCGGCGGUGGCGAGCGCGCGAUUGAGACGGCGGCGGAGCGUUGGGUCCGGGGCGCUCACUCAUGAGGAGCAGGAAGGUGAGCGGCCGGGCGGGCAGGACGCGCGCCGCCGUUUGGAGAACCGAGGAGGAGCGGGCGCCUCGCUUGGCUCGGCCGGCGGCGGCUGCUCGGCCCGGCCGCCUCGGAUCCCCCUCCAGCCCCGCCCCGGGAGUGCGGCUCCUGCACGGCCUCCUCCGGGCUCGGGGCUGCAGGACUCAGGGCUGCAGGACUUAGCGCUGGCGCUGGGACCGAGUGGGGCCCCUGACAAUGCGGCUUCCUGCCCUGGCGUCCUGGCCCCGCCACGCUGCCCAGACCCGGGCCCGCACGGGGCAGCCGGCCUCAGCCAGAUUCCGCGUCAUGUUAUCGGGGCAGAGGACCAGCAGUGUGACAGAGGGGAGGGUGGCUGGGCCUCAUCCCCCCUGCAGAGGGACUCUGACCUGGCACGGCUUGAACGAUCUGCCACCAGCCUCUUCAUCUUGUCCUGCCAUGAGCAGACGAGAGUUCAGAAAAAUGCAUUUCAGAGCCAAAGAGGACGAGGAUGAGGACGACGCCGAGAUGUAGUGUGGGUCUUCCCCUCUCGUGUUCAGCAGACGGCGCAGCGAGUCUGAAGAUCUCUGGAUGGCGUCUCCAAGAGAACACACUCUUAGUUGAACACAGAAUUGACACGAGGUCACCAGCGCCAACACCCGGCCCCUACGGGAGGGUUCCUCUUGCGGGUAUCCAAUCCUGCAUGCACGUGGUACACUAACGUGCACUCAGGCAACACACACACGCGAGUGUCAAACUUCAGAGAGCCCAGUCCUGGCGCCGGCGGUGACUUUACAUGUCCCGGGUACUUGAAAAGGACUGCCCUCAGAAACAUGGAAGACCACACAUUGUGAACAGUGUGCGUCCGUGACUGUAAGACAGGCAGCGGGUCCUCAGAAAGCUCCAUGGUGCUGUCCUGAGGCACUGCUGCGCACGGCUGUGAAGACAGACUCAGCCGGGGCAAUGGUUCCGUCACCGGCUGCUGUUAUUGUGCCCUUGGCCCCACCUUUCUCGAUACGUGCACACUUUUUAGACACGUCUAUUUUGGAAAAAAAAUCUUUAUUUUAUGUAUGGCAAAUGUAAAAAAUUUUAAACAUAAAAUAUACUUGCUUUUAAAAACAAAACUCAGGCUGGGCCUAGAAGAGUGACAAAAUGUAAGGGUAAUAGCCCCAUCACCACUGCAUCACCUCAGAGGGCCUGGCGUGUGUCACCGGCGGGCGCUUACGAGCA
Chionomys nivalis (European snow vole) is the source of this 1585-nucleotide messenger RNA. RefSeq lists its product as uncharacterized. NCBI's taxonomy places the organism in Eukaryota, Metazoa, Chordata, Mammalia, Rodentia, Cricetidae. Bases 1 to 870 code for a protein of 289 amino acids. The record is from RefSeq and is a predicted model, not a curated record. The transcript has 3 exons.